Molecule: messenger RNA, 543 nt
Organism: Caenorhabditis bovis
Lineage: Eukaryota; Metazoa; Nematoda; Chromadorea; Rhabditida; Rhabditidae
Source: the annotation of a GenBank genome assembly
AUGGUUGUGUAUGAUUCAUCGGUUGGUGUGCCGCCGCUGCCGUUGAAUCGUCGCAAGACCGAGCCGAAACGGAAAACGGUUCGAUUGCACACCACCGACGAUGGCGGCCAGGCGAUGAGAGAUAGGGCGUUCUCAAUGUAUACGGUGUCUUCCGACAUUCUUCGGGUUUCCGGUUACACUCAACAAUUUCGGAGUUUGUUGACGGCGCGAUUCACACCACGACGCGAGUCGGUGCCGAAUGUCUCGAUCGAUCGCGAGAACGAGAAGCUGACCGAUGCGCCGCACCGCGAGUCGUCAUCGUCGCAGCGUCACACUGCGCUCGAUGUCGUCGGCGCCGUCGACGUCGAACGGCGCCGCCGCCGCCGUCAGACAACAUCUGCGGCGUUCAACGUUGACGCCGAACUCGAGCGCGCUGAUGGCGUUGUCGCAAUUCGAUCGCCGACGAUUCAGCACCAUCGAUGGGCCGAUUGCGCCGCGCAAAACGAGCAUCACCAAAUACAGCGAUCCAAAGCAGAUUAUCCACAUAUUCAGCAACCCGUGUGA